Molecule: messenger RNA, 6992 nt
Organism: Phyllopteryx taeniolatus (common seadragon)
Lineage: Eukaryota; Metazoa; Chordata; Actinopteri; Syngnathiformes; Syngnathidae
Product: olfactory receptor class A-like protein 1
Exons: 3
Coding region: 5179-6114 (311 amino acids)
Biological process (GO): G protein-coupled receptor signaling pathway
Cellular component (GO): membrane
Molecular function (GO): pheromone receptor activity
Source: RefSeq, a predicted model, not a curated record
CCCGUCAACAGAAUCAGAAUCGUCUUUAUUUUGCUAAGUAUGUUCCCCCCCCCCAAAAAAAAACACACGAGGAAUUUGUCUCCGGUAGUUGGAGCCGCUCUAGUGCGACAACAGACAGUCAAUUGACAGAGAACCCUUUUGAGACAUAAAGACAUUGAGAAAAACAGUCACUGAGCAAUAAAGGCUUGCUAGUUAUCUGGUAAUGCCGGUACAAUUCUUAUAAAAAAUUUUUUUGACAAUUGUGCAAAAAGAUGCAGAGUCGUCUAGCACUUAGAGCAGUUUGAAAGACUAAUAUAGCAGUAGUCCGGUGCAAUGAGCAUUGUGCAAAGGGCGCCGAGACUUCAAGGAGUGUAUGCGGUUUAAAAUGACGAGUAGCGCGAUAACCUGGAACAAUGUUGAUUGUGCAAAUGUUGCAGAUACUCCUCAGUCAUUGUGCAAAUGGGGCAGAUGCUACUCUGGCACGAGUGGCCAGUAUUGGUCAACAUCAGAUAUGCAAAUAGCGCAGCGUGGCGAGACUACUACAGUGAGUGCACGAAUAUGUAUAAUUGGCCUGACAGAAAUGUGACAACAAACUCAAGACAAAAAAAUUGGCAGCAUGUUGCAAUGGAAUUGUAGGUUAGCUGUUUAAGAAGUUGAUGGCAAGAGGGAAGAAGCAGUUGGAAUGCCUGCUGGUUCUAGUUUGCAUUGAUCGGUAGCGCCUACCUGAGGGAAGGAGCCGGAAGAGCCGGUGACCGGGAUGUGGAGGGCCCGAGAGGAUUUUGCACGCUCUUGUCUUAGCAAGUCCUCAUGGGUGGGUAGGGGGGUACCGACAAUCUUUUCAGCAGUUUUGAUAGUCCGUCGCAGUCGGAGUUUGUCCUUUUUUGUAGCAGCAAAUGAGGCAUACGCAUUUCCAAAAUGUCAUCGUGAAAAAAUACUCCUCGUCCCAUUCCGUAUGAAAGUGAUGUCAUGCGAUCUACCAAUACUACGAUCGACGCAAUUGAGCACCCCUGGUGUAGAGAGAGAAGAGCAGCGGGGAGAGGACAGAACCUUGGGGUGUCCCAGUGCUGAUGCUGUGUGUGGAUGAGGUGGCCUCCCCCAGCCUCACCUGCUGUGUCCUGCCUAUCAGCGAGACGCUGAGUUACCCGAUGAUAGCCGGCCGGGAUAGGCUGCAGCGCGCCCGCGACCCUCGUGAGGAGAAGCGGCUCAGAAAAUGGAUGGAUGGAUGAAUUGGUUCCAGGCGGAAAGUGUAAGGUACAGGCAAUGUUUUCAGUUACCUUUUAACAUUCUUAACUGUCGUUCAAGUUUCAAGAAGAAAUUACAGUAAAAUCAAACAAAAUGAAACUACUCACCCUUUGAAGACGCGUAAUGCAGAGGAAAGGGUGGAAUAACUAUUUCAUGGUGGCGUUUGCUUCGUAAAAUUGUGAACAGUACAAAAUGUGCCUAUUUACUGAUUUUCUUUAAGGGGAGGGAACCAGUCCUCCAUUAUUGACUUUUUUUUGGUGCUUUUAAUAUAAAAAUAUUGCUUUGGUGCCAAGAAACUACACUUUGUUGAAGUGAGGGGAGGAGUUUCAUUUAACCAUGCCAUAGCCUUGUCUAUGGCAUGGUUUUCCACCAUAUCGUAAUUUAUGGAGACGCGCCGAUAUUUGAUUUUGAAUUGAAUUGAAUGUUGGUGUCUGAGCCGUGCGCACAUCAAUCUCCUCAAGUGUUCUAAUGACAAUUCCCACAAGCGUUCCAUUAGUCAAGCCGGAGGAAUCGAACACCGGUACUUGUUGUUGAUUGCGUUGGCGUGCAAAUUGUCGUCACCCCCCCACCCCCCAUCACCCUGAGUGACGCAAAGGAGCGAGACAAUUAGUAGCACAACGACACAUGUUGCAACUCAUCGGGGACAUGGAGAACCUGUUGUUGUUAUUCAUUUUCAUCCCGAGGUUGUCAUUGAUUCAAUUCCUAAUUGUUUCAUGUUCACGCUUUCAAUGUUUGCUUUGCCGAGACAUUGGUUUCUCCGGGGAGAGUUGUUAUGGCCACUUAUGUGUGUUGGUGUUUUACCUGUAUAGAGACCUCAUUAAAAUGGCAAGUUCAAGCAUGUUCUGCGAUAUUUCUUUGGAACGCAAAGUGGCACGUUUUGUUUUUUUUGGGCAACUUUGAAAUAAGCUGGAUAAGGAAGAAACACUGAAUUUAUUAAACACUGCCGUCUUUCAACAUACAUUGCUGCUCAAGUUAUUUAUAAGCAUUUGUGCAUUAUAGCAUUUAUGCAACACAUUUAUAGAACAGUACUGUUUGGGCAAAAGACAAAAAUACAUUUAGAUUCUAUUCCACUUGUUUAUAUCUAUACGGUGUAGCCAAGUGGCAUAAUGCAACCUUGAGCAGAAGUAUUCGAGAUUUCAAGAUUCAUGUUUCCUUAGCAACAAACAAAUAAUUACAAAUGUAUAGAAAAUGUAGAAUGUGUUGUAUUAACAUCUUGAUUCAGUCAAUGAUGCGCUUUGACUCCUUUUUGGUUUGUAACCAAGUAUUUUAAUUCCAGGUGAUAGGUCCAAUCACCUUGCUUUGUGGAAAAUAAUCAUUUUUAUAAUAUAUAUUUUUUUUUGGUUUGUUUUUAGUGCUGAUUUAUAAGUUGGUUGGUCGGUCUGCGGUCUCGAGGCCAACAAAGUCAAAGCAGCCAAGAUCUCUUCAUGUUGGGGACUUUGAUUGACAAGUCAAAUGAAACAUUAGACGUUUGCAGUCGCAAACCGACGCUGGAAAAAUUCAGCUGGUCCAUUUCCGCCGUACUGUACUUUCAGAACAAUGAACAAAAUGUCAUGUAUAUUCAAUGAAAGACGUUAUAUCACAAAGAGCUCAAUGUAAUCGAACAGCUCACCUCAACAGUUCAGCCUAAAACUAUUGACCUUUUGUUAACGCAUAAUCACACUUAACACCGUCUUUGUCUCCAAAGUGUUCUCUGUCAAUGGACCGUCUGUUGUCGUACUCGAGCGGCUCCAACUACCGGAGACAAAUUCCGUGUGUGUUUGGACAUACUUGGCAAAUAAAGAUGAUUCUGAUUCUGAUUCUGAUUCUGAUAGCUGACAACAUUUGAAGUGAUUAUUCAAACUAUUCAGGCUUGACUCAAGCUGCCCUCAAGCAACCCUUAGCUUAACCAUCUAGAACUUGCCAGCACACAAAAGUUAGUCUGGUCAUUAUGAAGUUUACUUUCCAUUAAACAAACAACAAAGUUGAAGUUUGUUAGGUGCUCAAAUCAACGGCCUGCCAGCUGCCGUUUGUUUGUUUGUUGCUUAUUUCGUUUUUCAGGAUUACGCAAAUGUCCUUGCCCUCAACACGCCUUCACGGCGAUCUCCUAAAGUGUUGCAAUGACGACUCCCACAAAAGAUGUUCGUCGGACACGAGGCUCGCACAUGCACGCUGUUCCCGUUUCCAGACGUGUUGAUUGAAGCAGACGAGCGAGACAAUUAGCGCGAUAACAACUCAUGUCGCUACUCGUUGGGGGACAAACUGUUAGUUAUUGUUUUUCAUUUCAACCUUUGGUUAACGCAUAAUCACACUUAACACUACGAGGUCAUCAAGUUCCCACUGCUGAUCAUUUGUAAUGUUGUUUUUUUUUUCUUUCAGAGAGGCUUCUUUUCACUCGGGAGAGGGUUGUGUUAUUUUCUACGUGUGUGUGUGUGUGUGUGUGUUUACAUGUUCAUUAAAAUGGCAAGUUCAAGCACGUCCUUCUCAGCGGACUGCAUCAUGUGCUCAAGUGCAACAUUUGCCAUCAAGGCUUUUUUGAUGGAUGUAAAGAUGGAAAUCAUUAGUCGAGAAUGUGAAAAAAUGAAAUCAAACUCUUGCUUGACCAAACAGCAACCACUAGGUUGUUUUACCACUUCCACGAUCAAAUGAGAUCCAACACAAGAUGUUCAAAAAGCUGUCUUUACAAAUAUGAUGACAUUUAAAAAAAUAAAAAUAAAAAUACAAAAAUCGGCCUUCCUUGAACAAAAUUAGUUUGGUGGUUAUAGUUUGCAAUGGCGUAGAACGGCAUGCAUGAGAAUUGUUUCUAAUAUUUUACCUCAUUUUAUACAAGUGUUAGAAUUACAACUUGAAUCAUAUUCUAUUUGUUUUUUCCAAAGUUAAGACGUCUGCUAUCAAUUUUAAGGCCCCUGAUUGACUUCAUUUGAUAUUUUGGGGCUGUUUUGCACAGGGUGUCUUGAAUCUGUGCGUUGAUGUGUUGACAGCCAGCAGUGCCCAUCAAAGUCUGACAUCGGUGACAUGACGCCACUGAUCAAACCAGAACUUCAUAAACGUUAGCGCCUGUGUAAUGUCAUCUUCCAAAACUGUUUUUGAAAGGCGCAACAGAUCCAAAAAUGUGCGAACAUAAGUGGAAACGAAUCACUUAUCGACUGUUAGCGAUCGAUUCGAACAAAACAAGCCUACACAAAUGUAUCGAACAUCACUAUUUUCACUCGAUAUUGUCCCCCCAAAAAUUCAAUAAAUCCAAAUCCAAAUCCAGGCUUUGAAUAUAGGCAACAAUUAUUCCCAAUGCCAACCAAGGACGUUGUGAACUAGUUUCGGGGAAAUCAGGUCUGCUUCUGGCGCUUAGGCCACAGCUCAAGUAGGGUUUCGACCAAAAUGUGGGUGGGCAAAGACCUGUUCAAAACCAUCAGAAAAUGAGCCGAAAAUAAAUACUGGGGGGGGGGGGGGGGGGAAUUCUUCCAGCAGACAAUAUUUUUAAGUACAAAACUAUGGAAUAAGUGCCAAUGUUCACAGCAUUAGAGGGAACCUUUUGGUCUCAAGUCUCAUUCAGAGAUGCAGAAAUUGUAUUGCAACAUGUUUUGUUCGAAUAGGUGCGUAGUUGGAACUUUGACUCUGCAUCACGAUCACGGGUGUGUCAACAAAUGCACUGCGAUGGCACCUGUGAUGGGACGGAAGCGGUCAUCUGGAUUGAUCUCCGGUAAUUGGAGUCGAGAGCGCUACGUGUCAAUGGAGCAAACGAGAGUGCUUUGGUACGCUCUAGCUUCGCGCAGGUAUAAGAAGACAAGCAGAGCGAGUCUUCGAGGAGAGGCGGCGGUGGGGGGGGACGCACACACACACACACACACACACCGGGAUCCACGUCGGACCUCCUCAUCACUGCCGGGUUUGCCAGCGGAUGCGUGAGCGUGAGUAGUUCCAGCACAAGUCAUCGAAUCCCAUCGCCUAUAUGAAUAAAGAAAAGCCUGGCCAUUUCCUGAAGGCAUGGCGUCAGAGGAGCUGGUCCGCGGGAUGCUGUACCUGUCCCUGACCGUGGCGGGCGUCCCCGGCAACCUGGCGGUGAUCCUGGCCUUCCUGUCGCUACUCUACCAGGACAAGCGUCUGCUGGUGGCCGACGUCAUCGUGCUUCACCUGGCGUGCGUCAACCUGACCGCGGUGGCCGUGCGCUGCCUUCCGGAGACCCUGGCGUCCUUCCGCCUCGCCCGCAUCUUCGACGAUGCCGGCUGCAAAGGCGUCAUCUUCGUCUACCGCAUGUCGCGCUCCCUCUCCAUCUGGCUCACCUUCGUCCUGAGCGCCUACCGGUGCCUGAGCGUCGCCCCCCCCGGCUCGCGCCGGGCCUCCGUCCGGACUUUGGCGGCCCGCUACUUGGGCCCGGUGUUCCUCGUCCUCUGGCUGGUCAACGCGUGCAUGACCUCGGCCGCCGUUCUCUUCUCCUUCGGGGCCGGGAACGCGUCGGCCAGCCACAGCAUCAACGUGGAGUUCUGCUUCGUAAACUUCCCCUCCGAGCUCUCCAAGGAGGCCAACGGGGCGGCGCAGGUGGGCAGAGACGUGGUGCCCAUGGCCCUCAUGGCCCUCGCCAGCCUCGUCAUCCUGCUCUUCCUCUACAAGCGCAGCCGGCAGGCGAGGGGCCGACGCGGCGGCGGAUCGGAGCGCAGGGCGGCCAAAGCCGUGGUUACCCUCGUGACCUUGUACGUGGUCCUCUACGGGGUGGACAACGGGCUUUGGGUGUACACGCUCACCGUGAAGAAGACCAUGAGUAGCUCGCUGGUGUCGGACCUGCGCGUAUUCUUCUCAUCGCUCUACGCCGCGCUCAGCCCGCUCGUGGUCAUCGCGUCCAACAGGAAGGUGAGCGGCAGGCUCGGCUGUGCCGUGAAGGUCCGAGUCGGCGAGGAACGAGCUGCGACUCUCUCCAGCAUUUGAGGAACAGCUACUUUUCUCGAAAACAAAACUAAACUUUAUUCUCAUAGUUGUGGGAUUUUGAAUCGAUUUUUUUGCAAAAUAAUACAAUAUUUUGUUGGGGAAAAAUAGGACAUUUUGUGAAAUAUGACUUCACUCGAAAUUAUAUAUCAUUAUUAUAUAGUAUAUAAUUGACUUGAAUCUGAAAAUAAAAGACUUUUUUUCUCAAAUUUUUACAAAAUUCAACUUUUUAAAAUAGCAUGACGGUAAUCUUGUAAUAUUACGAGUUUAAUCGAGAAAACAUGCGCCUUUUUGUCUCCAGUGUGCAACAUUUUGUUUCUAGAAAAUCUAAUUUAAAAAAAACAAAAAAGUCCGACAAAACUAAUCGUGUUUUUCCUCAUUAUUGUACAACUUUUUGUUGGAGACCCCAAACACACUUUUUUCACGAUAACUUUCCUCUCAUAAUACUAUAAUUUUAAUCUGAAAAAAAAAAUUAAAAAAAAUCAGGUCUGAUACAUUUUUCUCUCCAAAUGAUGUAACUUUCUCAUUUUAGCUGUGUUUUUUUUUCUCAAAAAGGAUGACCUUAUUCUUGCAAAUGGCAACUUUAAUCUGGAAAAUGCAUGUCAUUUUCUUUGAAAAGUGUAACAAAACAUUUUUCCUCGAAAUUAUUCAACCAUUUUGAAGUUCUGGGUCUGUGCAAUCUGAUUUAUGACCAGCAGGAGGCAACAACCCACAAGACAUUAAACGUCACUCGUGCAAUGCGCUGAUGUUCUCACUUGCGACAAUAAACAAAAUGAUGGUCAAGUUUGGAAUAAAAUAGACAAUAAUGGAGGGUAAUCAUGCGUCCUCAUUUUUUUAUGAAGCUAAUUUGUUUUGUCAUGUUUUUUUUUUGUGCUCCCUGC